CUCUCUGAACCCGGCCACACUGUAGCACUUAGACAUAUCACACACACACACACACACACACACACAUGACUUGGCAUAGAGGGAAAAGGCAAGGGAAUGACCGACACAAGCAGACGAGUGGAAAUUCUCACGACUGGAAGAUAAAGAGAAACCAAAGAGAUUUAAAAGAAAAAAAAAAAAAAGAAAAGACAGACCUUCUAAAGAAGUAGAAAAGGAGAGGACUCUAAGAGAAAAGGACUGCAGGGGGAGGUGUAGCCGUGGAACUGACUGAGGAACAGAUUGAAAAGAAGAGCUCAAGAAAAGAGAGAGAGAGAGUGGGAGAAAGAGAAGUAGUGGGGGAGGAAAGUAAAUCGACUGAAAGCACUGAAGGCUUUUGGUGAGACCCUGAGACAGAAAGUGAAAAACUGGAGGGGGUUCCACAGUCUGGAGUCUGGACUAAGGGCUUCAGAUAAACCAGAGGGGAGAAGAAGGAGCUUCUGCAAUCGUUCGAUAUGGAACUUAAAUGUGUGUCCCUGGUUUUAGGCCUCCUGGUGCUGCCGGUGUUUGCUGAUGAAGCUGAAGCAGGAUGUAAUUACGGAUAUCAGAUGAUAAACGGAGUGUGUGAAGAUGAGAACGAGUGUGAAGUUAAACGCUGUGGUAAUCACUCUGUGUGUUAUAACACACUCGGGGGUUAUUAUUGCCAGUGUGAGAAAGGGUUUAAAAACUCUUACAAAACUACAAACUUCACUGCCACCACAGGACAAUGUCAAGAUAUAAAUGAGUGCACUGUGAAUGGAUCAAGCCCUUGUCCUGCGAAUGCAAAGUGUCAAAACACAAUCGGUUCUUACCGGUGUGUGUGUUUACCUGGGUUUCAAGAUAAAAAAGUUGGUUCUACAUUCACCUGUGCAGAUAUUAAUGAGUGUAAAUCAAUGCCCACUUUUUGUGGACCGCAUGGUGUGUGUAUCAACACACAUGGCAGUUUCGCCUGCUCAUGUUCCACUGGUUUUCGUAACCAAGGCCAGAGCAACACCACUUGUGAAGACAUCGAUGAAUGUGAUGGAGAAGAACAUGUUUGUGGUCAAGGCAGCAACUGUUCCAACAGUGAAGGGAGUUACUUAUGUCAGUGCAAGUCUGGUUACAGUAACUAUGGAAACAAUCAGACUAAAUGCACAGAGUUGACAUGUAACAAAUUUAACAAGACAUCUGAAAAGGUAGGAACAGUGAUGGAUGGUUUAUUGGAUCUUUUCACCACAAGUUGUGGGUCAUUAAGUGGUUCAUCAAGGGAACGUCGCUCAGGAGAAACCUUACUUCAGAACCUGCUGAAUGUGACAGGUGGUGUGUUAUCAGGUGGGAACCUGAACUCGAGCUCGACUCUGAGUGUGUUUUUCGGAGCAGUGGAGAACACGAUGAGGCUCAUCGCACCUCAGCUCAACGAAAACACAACCAGGAUGGACAACGAGGACACUGAGGCGUGGCUUACAGUCAGAAAGGAUCUGACUCCGCCCACUGGAUCUGUCACACUGGUCACAGACAAUGUGCAGCUUAACACGAGCUGGGAAACUGCAGUGGGUGCAAAUUAUCCAGGUUUUGCAUAUGUGGCGUUGGUCAGUUACAAAAGUCUAAACUCCACCAAAGUGUCGCCUCCAGUCAAAACGGGCGCUGAGACGUCGCACAUAAACACCACCUACCUGCUCAACUCUGAAGUGGUGACAGCGCUCAUCAGUAACACGGACACACACUCUCUGCCUGAGCCUGUCACUCUCACCUUCCGACACAAAAAUGAGAGAGAAGUCUCCAAGGGCUUGAACUACAGCUGUGUGUAUUGGGCUGGAGAUGAAGGUGGAGGGACGUGGUCAGGAGAAGGGUGUGUGAAGGCCGUGUUUAACUCCACUCACGCCGUGUGCAAGUGGGAACACCUGAGCAGCUUCGCUGUCCUUAUGGCCCUGUAUCCCAUUGAGGACACGUUUGAGUUGGUAUGGAUCACUAGGGUUGGUCUCACCAUCUCCAUUAUCUGUUUAUUCCUUUGUAUCCUGACAUUCUUGCUCUGUCGCUCCAUCCAUGGAACCCGUACAACCAUACACCUCCACCUGUGUGUGUGCCUCUUCAUCGCCAACAUCAUCUUCCUCUUCUUCAUAACCAGCACAGAGAACAAGGUCGGUUGUGCAUCAGUCGCAGCACUUCUUCACUUCUUCUACCUGGCUGUGUUCUGCUUCAUGCUGCUGGAGGGAGUGCAGCUCUACCGCAUGCUGGUUCUGGUUUUCCACACCACGCUCCAUCCAAUGUACCUGUACGCUGUGGGUUAUGGCAUUCCUCUCGUCAUUGUCGUCAUCUCAGCCAUCGCCUUCCCAUUAGGCUACGGCACCGAGCGCCACUGCUGGCUCUCUCUCGAACAAGACUUCAUCUGGAGUUUCUUUGCACCAGUCUGCAUCAUCAUCCUCCUCAACAGCUUCUUCUUUGUAAUAACAGUUUGGAAACUGGUCAGGAAAUUCUCCAGCCUCAACCCGGAUGUCUCUAAACUAAAGCGCAUCAGGGGGUUCGUCCUGACAGCUGUAGCUCAGCUGUGUGUGUUGGGAGGGAUGUGGAUUUUUGGUUGUUUCCUCUUCCAGGAGCAGGGCACUUUGGUGAUGGCGUAUCUCUUCACUCUGUUUAACAGCCUUCAGGGGGCGCUUAUCUUCAUUAUGCACUGCUUAAUGAGCAAACAGGUGAGAGAGGAAUACAGGAAACUUUACGGCAGAGUGUGCAAGUCAGAAAAGAAGAAAUAUUCCGAUUACAGCACCAAUCAGUCCAGCAGCAGUCGGCGGCCUCUGAAGAGUAUUCAAAGCACGGGAGAAUCACAGAUAUGAAGCCGGACACAAUCUCUAGUUUCAUUUGACUUUUUCACAACAGGAGGAAUCUCCAUAAGAACAAUGCACUUUUCCAGUCAGGUUGAAAACCCCUCUUUGUCUAUGGGAACUGACCUACAAAUGCUUAUUUCUUCCAUUCAGCCAAUAGGAACUUGCCAGCAACUAACUGGAACAAAUCCAGAGAAGUUUAUUCAGCGAACUGUAACUGCAAUGGCCGCUAGCUUUACACACAGGCGAUAAAAGGAGACAGUUUAGGUUUCUGUUUUGGCCAAUUAUGAAGGACAUUAUUAGCUUAUUACGUCCAUGGCUAAUAAGACAGACUUAAGCUGUUGAAAGAUGAUCACUGCUGAGCCGUUCAAGAUGGAUUAAGUAUUUAUAAUACUGUACAUUUCCAAAAAAAACUCUGUUAGAUGAUGAUGUAUUCCUCCUACCGGUCACUUUAUGCUAAUCUGUGGGUAAAAAAAGAAAGAAAGGUACUUUAGAGUCACUGCGAAAAACACAACAGGGUCAAGCAUUUAAGUUCUUCACAAAACAAAAUUCUAUAUUUAUUUUUUAGAAAAUUAAGUAAAAUGUUUAGAAAUUUAUGAAGUUUUCACAACUUAUUUUGCUACAGUAGAUAGCGCCGAUCCAAAAGCGGGCAGAAGACUCAAGCCUGUGCUUCUCCUCUCCAUGCUUUGUUGGGAAGUUUUAUAAGUAGUGUGAUUAUAAAAUAUGCAUCUUUCAACUUUUAAAACUGUUUUGCUUAUAAAUUUCCAAUGUAAGGCCAUUCUUUAUUAGGAUGGUCCAGUCAUAAAUGGUUCUUAACAUUUAUCACAGGUGCAGUACGGUUUAACUGCAGUCAGCAUCAUGCUAGGUUAAGUGUCAUGCAUGAGAACCAUUUAAAUAUUAAGCUAAAUCAAACGUAUCACAUUUUUACUGUAGACUUGUGGACACUUGGACUCUGCUGGAUUCACAAAGGAACAGAUUUUUUUUUAUUAUUAGAGAGCACUUUUAUUUCUUUUUUCAUAUUUGUACAUCUUAUGAAUGUGUAAUUUACUUUAUAUUGACUUGUUUAUUUUAAAAACGUUUAUAUCUUUUGAAGGGAUUUUUAAAACAUAUUUUUCUACAUUGUUUUCCUGCUUUGUUGCACCAUGUUGUUCAGACUUCAUCUUGCACUCUUAAAUAAGCUCAGGGUGGGACAAGACCCUGAUUUGGUACUGAUACCUUCUCCAGUCUUAAUAAAAAACACACUUUAUAGCA
Molecule: messenger RNA, 4061 nt
Organism: Clarias gariepinus (North African catfish)
Lineage: Eukaryota; Metazoa; Chordata; Actinopteri; Siluriformes; Clariidae
Product: putative adhesion G protein-coupled receptor E4P
Exons: 18
Coding region: 492-2822 (776 amino acids)
Biological process (GO): cell surface receptor signaling pathway; adenylate cyclase-activating G protein-coupled receptor signaling pathway
Cellular component (GO): membrane
Molecular function (GO): G protein-coupled receptor activity; calcium ion binding
Source: RefSeq, a predicted model, not a curated record